Agrilus planipennis (emerald ash borer) is the source of this 1812-nucleotide messenger RNA. Its product is annotated as innexin inx3. The transcript has 6 exons. Gene Ontology annotation, cellular component: plasma membrane; gap junction. Gene Ontology annotation, molecular function: gap junction channel activity. NCBI's taxonomy places the organism in Eukaryota, Metazoa, Arthropoda, Insecta, Coleoptera, Buprestidae. The record is from RefSeq and is a predicted model, not a curated record. Gene Ontology annotation, biological process: phototransduction. Bases 262 to 1437 code for a protein of 391 amino acids.
AAGGGGGCAGUCGCUUUUCCCCACCAAAAGUCACUGGAUGUGUGGAUGGUAUGCAUUUGUAUUUGUCGAGGAGUUUAACAAUUUCGUAUACUUCUGUAAGCAUACGGUACCUAAGUGGUGAUGCAUUUAUGAGAAAUUGUGGUUUUUCGAGUGGAAUUUGUUGCACUAAAACUCUGUUUUCCUCGCCAAGGACUUUAAAAAGGAUACCCUUACAGUUUUCCUGAUUGUUGUGUGCGUGUAAGAAAAAAAUAACAAACGAACAUGUCUGUGUUUGGCAUGGUGUCCGCAGUUGCGGGCUUUGUAAAGGUCCGUUACCUUGUUGACAAAGCCAUAAUCGAUAACAUAAUUUUCCGAUCGCAUUAUCGAAUUACAUCAGCCAUCCUUUUCCUUUGUUGUAUUAUAGUUACAGCAAACAAUUUAAUUGGAGAUCCAAUUCAAUGUAUUAACGAUGGGGGAGUCCCAGGACAUGUUAUUAAUACUUAUUGUUGGAUUACGUACACAUUUACCCUACCCCAUGAACAAAAUAAACCUGUGGGUACACAUGUCGCACAUCCCGGUCUGGGAAAUGAAAAUCAGGAGAAGAUGUACCAUAGUUACUACCAAUGGGUUCCCUUUUUCCUUUUCUUCCAGGGAAUUCUUUUCUAUAUACCACAUUGGGUUUGGAAGAACUGGGAAGAAGGAAAAGUGAGGAUGAUUACUGAUGGAAUGCGAGGGUGUUUGGUAGGGGCCAAAGAAGAAAGAAGUCACCGACAGUCGCGCCUUGUUCAGUACCUUAUCGAAACCCUUCACAUGCAUAAUACGUACGCAUUUGGAUAUUUCAUAUGUGAAGGCCUCAAUUUUGUUAAUGUCCUUUUCAACAUAUUUUUCACGGACAAAUUUUUGGGCGGAACGUUCUUACAGUACGGUUCGGAUGUGAUAUCGUUUUCAAAUAUGGACCAAGAGAAUCGUACUGACCCCAUGGUUCGCAUAUUCCCCAGAGUUACGAAAUGUACAUUCCACAAAUUCGGUCCAUCCGGAUCGAUUCAGAAGCAUGAUGCGUUGUGCGUUUUGGCGCUAAACAUUCUCAACGAAAAGAUAUAUAUCUUCUUAUGGUUCUGGUUUAUACUUUUGGCCGUUUUGUCCGGCUUGGCUUUAGUCUACUCUGCCGCAGUGGUGCUAUUGCCAAAUACGAGAGAAUUUAUUUUAAGAAGACGAUUUAGAUUCGGAACGCCCGAUGCAGUCGAAACAAUUGUUAGGAAAACUCAGGUUGGUGAUUUCUUAUUGCUGCACUUGCUGGGCCAAAAUAUGAACUUGAUGGUGUUUGGAGAAAUACUAGAUGAGUUCGUGCGACGCUUAAAUUUUGGUAGCAAUAGCAAUUUACCUUCAGCUCCGUCGACUUUGGAAAUGAGUCCUAUAUAUCCUGAGAUAGAAAAAUAUGGAAAAGAAACGGAAACAUAAAUGGUCCCUUGAGCAAGAGACAGACAAAAUGCUUAUUUCUCUCCUCGCAGCAUCACUGCAGCAAUUGCAUAUAAUAAGUUUUAUGAAAUGAACAAAAAGAAAAUGUUGAAAUUUUCCAAAUCAAAUGCCAUUUUAGUUCGACGAUCUCAUUUUCAUUUGUUUUAUUGUGACAUUCUUCGAAAUAUGUAUUUUUUUUUAAUUAUUGAUAGUGAUUAAGCGUGCUAAGUAAUUCCUUGUGCUUUUUUAUGAAAAUAUUAUUUUUUUAUAUAUGUAUAAGUUUAUAUAUUGAUAACGAAAUGCAUUGAAAUGUGCUUAUGAUAAUUAUACCACUAUUUUUUGUUCCAAAAAGAGACUGCAUUAAAAAUGAUAAAAAUA